Hordeum vulgare subsp. vulgare (domesticated barley) is the source of this 1523-nucleotide messenger RNA. Its product is annotated as protein G1-like6. Gene Ontology annotation, cellular component: nucleus. The record is from RefSeq and is a predicted model, not a curated record. NCBI's taxonomy places the organism in Eukaryota, Viridiplantae, Streptophyta, Magnoliopsida, Poales, Poaceae. The transcript has 2 exons. The coding region runs from base 306 to 1076 and encodes 256 amino acids. Gene Ontology annotation, biological process: response to light stimulus; mRNA transcription.
CUCCUCCUGCGCCAUCCAUCCACUGUUCCUCCAUCCCCAUCUCUCUCUCUCCCCCUCAGCCUCUCUCUCUCUGCAGGUUCUCCAGCAUGGAUUGACCACCUGAGCAUGGCAAUCUCGGGCUGCUGCUGCCGCUUGGGUGGGCACAUGAUUGGAUCACUCCUCGCCACCACCGGCCGCUAGGCUCACACUCCUGCCGAGAUUCCAGCACGCGCAUGCACACGCGCUGCGGAUUUCGAUCGGUCGAGGACCAGUGAACCAGCAGAUUCAGGGAAGGAGAAGGAGAAGGAGGGAGGGCUAGCAACAGCAUGGAUCACCACCAUCACCACCACCACCACCAUCAUCACAUGAUCCCUGGACAGGAGCCGUCGGCCGGGGACGGUGCACCCCAGGACAACUUCUUCCUCGGCCCCGCCGGCGUCGGCAUCUUCGGUGGCGUCGGCGGCGCGUCGGGGGCCGGCUCGUCCUCGUCGGGCGCCGCUGGGGGCUCCGGGACCUCGGCGGGUGGCGGCGGCGGCGGCGGCGCAGGAGGAGGCCCGUCGCCCUCGGGGUCGUCGCCGUCGCUUAGCCGGUACGAGUCGCAGAAGCGCCGGGACUGGAACACGUUCGGGCAGUACCUGCGGAACCACCGGCCGCCGCUGUCGCUGUCGCGGUGCAGCGGCGCGCACGUGCUGGAGUUCCUCAAGUACAUGGACCAGUUCGGCAAGACCAAGGUGCACACGGCGGUGUGCCCCUUCUACGGCCACCCAAACCCGCCGGCGCCGUGCCCGUGCCCACUCCGCCAGGCCUGGGGCUCCCUCGACGCGCUCAUCGGCCGCCUCCGUGCCGCCUACGAGGAGAACGGCGGCACGCCCGAGAUGAACCCCUUCGGCGCGCGCGCCGUCCGCCUCUACCUGCGCGAGGUGCGCGAGACGCAGGCGCGGGCCAGGGGGAUCAGCUACGAGAAGAAGAAGCGCAAGAAGCCGUCGUCGUCUACGUCCGCCGCCGCGGGGCCAUCGUCCGAGGGGAGCCCGACUGCUGGCCCGUCCGGCAGCGGCGGAGGCGACACGUCGGCGUCGCCACACUUCAUCAUGCCGUGACCGUACCGUGAGUUUUCCCUAGCUGCUAGGCGAUCCAUCUGAGCUAGCUAGCCGCCGCGCAAGUUCUCUCCUUCUUUGGGAUGCCAGUGCUGGUUCAUCGAUCAACUACGCCAAGGCCGCCAUUGUUCUUUUACUUGCCUUCCCAAUUGGCUUCUUGCAUUUUGCAAAGGAUUUCCCCCCACCUUAAUUUCCAUUUGUUUCACUUCAAGUAAGUUCAUUCGUGACGAGUACUAAUUUGUUGCUGUUAAUUCUCUCUAGCUUUGGGAUCAACUGGUAGCUGAGUUUGAUUUUGUUUUUGCCUGUUUCAAUUUGCUAGCUCCUCGUGAGAAUCUCUAGCUAGUGGUAGUGACCAGUGAGCCAUUUUGGCAUUGGAGAAAAUUGCAAGAACAAAACUAGCUACGAACUCUAUAUAUAAUUUGCUCUCGUGAGAAGAGCUUUGCUAACUAA